CAGUCAAAAAUCAUCAUGCUGGGCACACUACUCCUGCUCUGGAUCGGCUUCUGUCUCCUGUUCUUCCUCUUCAAGACUCGAAGACCCAAAAACUUCCCUCCUGGUCCACAGCCUAUACCAAUCUUUGGGAAUCUGCUGCAGCUGAACCUGAGGAAUCCCAUCAAAGACCUGGAGAAGCUAUCAGAACGCUAUGGGAAGGUUUUCUCUUUGUAUUUUGGGGGAAGACCUGCGGUCGUACUGAAUGGUUUUCAGGCCAUGAAGGAAGCAAUGGUCGCUCAAGCUGUGGAUUUCGCAGGACGACCUCAUGGGAUGAUGAUAAGCCAAAUCACAGAGAAAAAAGGUGUCAUACUUGCUGAUUAUGGUCCCAGCUGGAGGGAACACAGACGCUUUGCUCUGAUGACCCUGAGGAACUUUGGUCUGGGGAAAAAGUCGAUGGAGGACAGGAUUCUGGAGGAGAUAUCCUACGUCACCACACUCUUGGAAAGAAGUGAUGGGAAAUCUGUGGAUCCGCAGAGUAUGUUCCACAAAGCUGCAUCUAACAUCAUUUGUUCCAUUGUAUUUGGGACUCGAUAUGACCAUAAUGAUGAAUUUCUUCUGCAUAUCAUAAACACAUUCAGAGAGAUUACCAAAAUGAUCAAUGGACCUUGGGCUAUGAUCUAUGAUACACUACGAUUCCUGCGAAUUUUUCCACUGCCCUUUAUGAAGGUGUUUCAGAAUGUAGAAUUGAUGAAAACUAUUGUGUCAGACCAAACUACUCAGCACAAGAAAACACGGGUCCCGGGAGAACCUCGAGACUGCAUUGACUGCUACUUGGAUGAAAUGGAAAAGAGAGAAGAUGGUUUUUCCUCCUUUGAUGAAAGCCAGUUAACAUACUUUGCUCUGGAGCUCCAUAUUGCUGGAACAGACACCACUUCAAAUACCCUCCUCACUGCAUUCCUGUACCUCUCAACUCACCCAGACAUUCAAGCGAGAUGUCAGCAGGAGAUUGAUGCUGUGCUUGGGGACAGAGCACACGCCUCCUUUGAGGACAGACACAAGAUGCCGUAUGUGCAGGCCAUGAUCCAUGAAGUCCAACGCAUGGCCAACAUUAUACCUCUUAGUGUCUUUCACCGUACCACGAAAGACACACAGCUGAUGGGCUACAACAUUCCCAAGGACACCAUCAUUAUUCAGAACCUUACAUCUGUACUUUAUGAGGAGAGCCAGUGGAAGUUCCCCCAUGACUUCAAUCCCUCAAACUUCCUGAAUGAGCAGGGAGAGUUUGUGAAGCCUGAGGCCUUCAUGCCUUUUUCAGCAGGUCCUCGGAUGUGUCUUGGGGAGGGACUUGCACGCAUGGAGCUCUUCUUGUUUUUGGUCACUUUGCUGCGUUGCUUCCAAUUUGUCUGGCCUGAAGAUGCUGGGUUGCCUGACUACGCUCCAGUAUGGGGGGCAGUCCAGACACCCAAACCGUAUAAACUUGGAAUCAGACAAAGAGGAUUCUAGCAAGGUUUAAGAAUCAGCACCAGAACAGUGCUGAUUCUUAAGAUAUUUCUGCAACAAACAGUAUCUCCUUUGGGUUAUUGUAAAAAUCAGUAAAUAAGAUAGAAUAAUAGACACCCAAGAGGCAUAAGGAUACACAUAGAGUAUAGAACUCUCUGGAAGCAGUCUAUUCAUGCAGUAGGAAUGAGCUGACUUGAUGGACCUGAACAACAACAGCAAUGUAUUAAAAUAAAAAUGAACUAUACUGACUCGUCAUUUUACAAACA
Scleropages formosus (Asian bonytongue) is the source of this 1745-nucleotide messenger RNA. Its product is annotated as cytochrome P450 2F2-like. The transcript is spliced from 9 exons. The coding region runs from base 16 to 1482 and encodes 488 amino acids. NCBI's taxonomy places the organism in Eukaryota, Metazoa, Chordata, Actinopteri, Osteoglossiformes, Osteoglossidae. Gene Ontology annotation, biological process: xenobiotic metabolic process. The record is from RefSeq and is a predicted model, not a curated record. Gene Ontology annotation, cellular component: cytoplasm; intracellular membrane-bounded organelle. Gene Ontology annotation, molecular function: heme binding; iron ion binding; oxidoreductase activity, acting on paired donors, with incorporation or reduction of molecular oxygen, reduced flavin or flavoprotein as one donor, and incorporation of one atom of oxygen.